Molecule: messenger RNA, 1176 nt
Organism: Atta colombica
Lineage: Eukaryota; Metazoa; Arthropoda; Insecta; Hymenoptera; Formicidae
Product: odorant receptor 4-like
Exons: 6
Coding region: 1-1176 (391 amino acids)
Biological process (GO): detection of chemical stimulus involved in sensory perception of smell; sensory perception of smell
Cellular component (GO): plasma membrane
Molecular function (GO): olfactory receptor activity; odorant binding
Source: RefSeq, a predicted model, not a curated record
AUGAGAAGUAAUCGUACGAUCAAUCGCACAGUAGAACUUAUGCUCACCAUGUUCGGUGUCUGGCCAGGUAUAUCAUGCGUUGUACUCUACAGAGUGUUUUGGAUGAUUACGCUAGCAAUUAAUCAAUUCUUCCAUUACUCGUACUUUGUAACGCACUUUCACUUCGACAAUCUUUUCGACUUGAUGGACUGUCUGAGUAGCUUUUUGGCGCAUAUAAAACUAACUGUUAAACUUAUUAUUUUCUCGUUGAAACAACGAAAAUUCAUCGAAAUCUUGACAACAAUGGCGCAAGACUGGAAUGAUUGUGAUGACGAUGAUAUUGCGUUACGCGAAACAGCGGACAAAACGAAACUAUCGAGUCGGAUUUGUAAUGGAUUAAUUAUUCUUCAUACAAUCGCCACGUUUGCAUAUGUCAUUGGUAUCCUCCUGACCAAUGCCGACGUCACCGAUCGAACGGUUGAACUUCCUCUCAUAAUGAAAAUGGAAUAUCCCUUCGUUAUAGACACGCAACGCAAGUACAGGCUGACAUUAGUUACGCAGUUCGUUUUCGUGAUGGUGUACACUUGGGGAGCUGGUUUAUUCAACGCUCUGUUUCUAACUCUGAUUCUACAUGUGGGCAGUCAAAUAAACAUCCUGCUUUGCUGGUUGUCGAAACUUGGAUCCAAAGACAUCGAAGACAAGCAUGAUUCAUUCAUUACUGUUACAACGAAAAUCAUUCGAAAGCAUCAAAAAAUUAUCAAUUUUUCGGAGAACGUUGAAAAUCUCUAUUCAUACAUUGCUUUGCUUCACUUCACAUUAAAUAUAGUGAUGAUUUGCUCAUUAGCAUUUCUUAUUGUGACUGUGAGUAAAGUUAUUUACAUUUCAAAUAUAAAAAGUACGCAUUCAACUAUAGAAUCAAUUGCAUUAUAUGCUAUAACGAAUCUCGAAGCAUUUAUAUUUUGCUUCGCUGGAGAAUAUUUGAACAAUAAGAGCAAAGCAAUCGGAAAUGCAGUGUACAAUUCUACCUGGUAUAAUAUGAAAGCUAAGGAUAGUCGUGUUCUAUUAUUUAUAAUUUUACGAUCUCAAAGACAAUUGAAGCUUACGGCGGGCAAGAUGACAGUUCUUUCCUUUGAGUGCUUUACAAAUAUUAUGAAAGCGUCAGGAUCGUAUUUAUCGGUACUACUGGCAAUGAAAUAA